AUGGCUACUGCCAUUCCUUUACGUGCAUUGAAUAAUGUUAAAUACGCCAAGAACGAAUCGGCAUUAUCGGCCAAGACCAAACUGAUUGAUACUCGAGAUCAUUCCACUGCCGAUGAUUACUCAUCCUUGACCGAUGAUGAAUAUACGGACGAUGGUUUUGCAGCUUAUAGUAACCGACAAGCUCAUCGUAGAAGAAGAAAUUCACGACUAGCCAAUCUAUUCUCGCCAUCUUGUCUGACAGACUCUUUCACAAGAUGCUGUACAAAGAUACGUAAUAUUUGUAAAGAAGAAAAAGAAUAUCAUUCACGAAAUAUACAGAUCGGCCAAGUGAUUCAAGCGGAUUAUCCUCCAAAUAUCACUCGAAAUCAAAAAUAUUCCGUAUUUACUUUCCUUCCUUGUGUAUUAUAUGAACAAUUCAGAUUCUUCCUCAAUUUUUAUUUCUUGAUGGUAGCACUAUCACAAUUUAUUCCAGAUUUAAAAAUUGGCUAUUUGUAUACUUAUUGGGGACCAUUGACCUUUGUAUUAUUUGUUACAAUGUGCCGUGAAGCUUUCGAUGACUUUAAAAGAUAUCGAAGAGAUCGUGAAAUCAAUAAUCAAUCAUAUAAGAAACUAACAAGAAGAGGGACUCAACCCGUUAUGUGCAGUGAAAUCGUUGUUGGCGACAUUAUCAUGAUUGAUAAAAAUCAACGAGUACCCGCUGAUAUGGUUUUAUUGCAGACAACCGAAAAAGGAGGUGCAUGCUUUAUACGUACUGAUCAACUCGAUGGGGAAACAGAUUGGAAAUUAAGAUUAGCCGUGGGAACAUGUCAACAACUUCGCUCGAAUAGGGAAUUAUUUUCAAUAAACGCCUCGAUUUAUGCAGAAAAACCUCGAAUGGAUAUCUAUGACUUUGUAGGAACUUUUAAUGAGAGUGAUAACGAAAUUCAAGAGCCUCUAAGUAUCGAAAAUACAAUAUGGGCCAAUACAGUUGUUGCAUCAGGUCCUAUUGUAGGGAUUGUCAUUUACACAGGACUUGAAACUAGAAGUUCAAUGAAUGCAUCUAGUCCCCCAACAAAGAUUGGAUUAAUCGAUAUCGAAAUUAAUCAACUAACCAAAGUACUAUUUAUGGCUACUAUUAGUUUAGCACUUUUGCUCGUAAGCUUGAAGGGCUUUCAAGGACCAUGGUAUCGUUACUUUUUUAGAUUUAUUUUACUAUUUUCUUCAAUCAUCCCUAUAAGCCUAAGAGUAAAUUUGGACAUGGGCAAAAUUGUCUAUUCUUGGAUGAUCAAUUCUGAUAAAGAGAUUCCUGGAACAGUCGUUCGCAGUAGUACAAUUCCUGAAGAGCUUGGUAGAGUAGGUUACAUCCUAUCCGACAAAACGGGAACACUAACACAAAAUGAGAUGGUUUUUAAACGCCUACACACAGGCAAUGUAUCAUUUGGUAUAGAGAGCAUGGAAGAGAUGAGAAAUCAGCCGUUAGAACAAGCUCAUGAAGCGAUCUUAGCGAUCGCUCUAUGUCACAACGUUACACCUGUAAUCGCUAAAAGUUUCGAUAACGUUGUCGACGAUGACAGCAUUUCUAGUGAUGACGUCGAUAUUGAAGUUUCUCUUAGCGCUGACGACAACAGAAUCGAUUAUCAAGCGUCAAGUCCAGAUGAGAUUGCUCUUGUCAAAUGGACAGAAUCAGUAGGGAUUACGCUAGUGAAACGAGAUCUUUCUACAAUAUGCUUGAGACUGCCUAAUGGACAAAUUUUGAGAUACAGUAUACUGCAAUUGUUUCCCUUCACAUCGGAGAGAAAACGAAUGGGAAUAAUUCUGAAAGAUCACACCAGUAAUGAAAUCUUUUUCCUGAUGAAAGGUGCUGAUGCUGUUAUGUCAAAUAUAGUGCAAUACAAUGAUUGGUUAGAAGAGGAAUGUGGCAACAUGGCAAGAGAAGGACUUCGAACGCUAGUUGUAGCGAAAAGAAUUCUUACACAAGAAUUAUAUAAUGAUUUUGAUGCACGCUAUUCUCAAGCAAAGUUAAGCGUUAAUGAAAGAGCGGCGAAAGUGAGCGCUGUUAUCGAGAGACUAGAAAAAGAUAUGAAACUAUUAUGCUUGACUGGUGUAGAAGAUACAUUGCAAGUUGAUGUUCGACCGACUUUAGAGUUGGUAAGGAAUGCUGGCAUUAAAGUAUGGAUGUUAACAGGUGAUAAGAUGGAAACUGCAGCAUGUAUUGGUGUAAGCGCACGAUUAAUAUCUAGAAAUCAAGCAAUUCAUACUUUUAAGCAAGUUAAUAAUCGGCCUGAAGUAAGAAUAGAACUGAAUACCUUUAGAAGGAAAAAUGAUUGUGCAUUAAUUAUACGCGGUGAUACGCUAGAUGUUUGCUUGCGAUAUUUUGAGCAUGAAUUUAUGGAAGUAGCUUGUCAAUGUUCAGCGGUAAUUUGCUGUCGAUGUUCACCAACUCAAAAAGCAAAUAUUGUACGACUGAUUAAGAAACAUACGCAACAACAAACAUGCGCUAUUGGAGACGGAGGAAAUGAUGUCAGUAUGAUACAAGUGGCGGAUGUUGGUAUUGGGAUUGUUGGAAAAGAAGGUAAGCAAGCAUCGCUAGCGUCGGAUUUUUCUAUAACGCAAUUUAAAUAUAUAGGGCGGUUAUUGCUAUGGCAUGGUAGAAAUAGUUAUAAACGAACAGCAUCAUUAAGCCAAUUUGUUAUCCAUCGAGGUCUAAUAAUAUCUGUCAUGCAAGCUGUCUUCUCGUCUAUAUUCUAUUUCUCAUCGGUUGCGCUUUAUCAAGGCUUUCUCAUGGUUGGCUAUGCAACAAUAUAUACCAUGGCUCCAGUAUUUUCUUUAGUUUUAGAUGUUGAUGUUUCUGCUGAAAUUGCAAUGACUUAUCCGGAAUUAUAUAAAGACCUAUCUAAAGGACGUUCUUUAUCUUAUAAAACUUUUUUUAUAUGGAUCUUGAUUAGUAUUUACCAAGGUGGAACAAUUAUGUGCGGUGCAUUAUUACUAUUUGAGUCUGAAUUUGCUCAUAUAGUAUCAAUCUCUUUCACUGCACUUAUAUUGACCGAGUUGCUCAUGGUCGCUUUGACAAUACGUACCUGGCAUUGGGUAGUGAUAGUAUCGGAAAUAUUUAGCUUGGCUUUAUACUUUUGUUCUAUGUUGUUAUUACGCAAUUACUUUGAUCUGAACUUUAUAACAUCCUUCAAUUUUUUGUGGAAAGUAGUUGUAUUAACAAUUAUUAGCUGUGUGCCAUUGUAUAUAUUAAAAUUUUUACGAAGGAGGUUUGCACCACCGAGUUAUGCUAAGUUAACCUAA
This is a messenger RNA of Trichoplax adhaerens, 3273 nucleotides long. RefSeq lists its product as uncharacterized. Gene Ontology annotation, cellular component: plasma membrane; endosome; trans-Golgi network. The transcript has 17 exons. NCBI's taxonomy places the organism in Eukaryota, Metazoa, Placozoa, Uniplacotomia, Trichoplacea, Trichoplacidae. Gene Ontology annotation, biological process: endocytosis; retrograde vesicle-mediated transport, Golgi to endoplasmic reticulum; phospholipid translocation. The record is from RefSeq and is a predicted model, not a curated record. Gene Ontology annotation, molecular function: ATP binding; magnesium ion binding; ATP hydrolysis activity. Bases 1 to 3273 code for a protein of 1090 amino acids.